AUGGCGGAAAAGCUUUUCCAGAAGCCGAAGGUCUACGACCCGACAAUGGCUGACAGAUCGAUGUUGCCGCCGACGAAUUCGAGAAUGCAGCAGAUGAUGGACUUGGGGUUUGAUGAUGCCAACAUGCAUCCGGAGAUGGAGGAGAAGUAUGGUCAACUCGCGGAGCAGCUGGAAGCCGCCCAGUCGCAACUGCAGGAGGCGCAGGCCGAGAUGAAUCGAGCCCGAGGAGACGAGGCGAAGAUGGCCCUGAAGCUGCAAAGCUUCCAGCAGGUCAACCGAUCCCAGAACGCCCUCGUGCGAGGCGAGCUUCAGAAGACGCGGAGGAAGCUGGCUCACAUGCAGUCUGUGGCGCAGCGGCUCAAAGACCAAGCAGCCUGGUUCCAGGCAAAGUCUCCGAAUCUUUCGCUUCCAGGGGAGCUCCAAGGCAUGCCCACGGAAGAGGAGGCAGCCGAGGAGCACGCGGAGCUCGCUCAGCUCCAUGAGCGCUGGGAGAAGGACGUCGCCCAGCUGGCCUUAGACCUCGAGGGGAGGCCGAGACCCACUGGAAGUGCUGCGGAGGGCUCGCCAGAGGCACAGACGCGCAUCGAGCAGCUGGAGCAGUUGGCAAAGAAGCAGGCGAAACAGCUCGAUCAGCAGGGGAAAGAGCUGGAGUACUUCAAGGGAGGCGCUCAGGCCUCUCCAUCCUCGUCGGAGACGUUGAGCACGAGCGGAAGCUUUGAGGAGGUUGCAUCGCUCCGGAAGGAUCUUGAGGCAGCCGAGGAAAAGACGAAGGAGCAGGUGAAGAAGCUCAAGCAGCUAGCAACUGCUCAGAACUCAUCAGACAAGUCCGUUGCGGGGCAGCAUACGCAUGCCAUCCCCGUAGGCUUUAUAGCGUUUAAGGUGGUUUCAACAAGAAGCAUCCGAGACCCGCCGCUCAUGGAGCUACGUUUGAAUGGGCUGUCGGGCUUCAUCUGUUCCCUGCACUGCGAUGUGGAAAGCACCAUUCUGGAUGUGAAGACUUGCGUCUGCUCGCUGACGGAGAUACCGUGCAUCGAGCAGCAACUGAUCUACGGCGCGCGCGAGCUGAGGGAUGAAGAGGUUCUUGGCAAGCUGGGCCCUGCACCGGGUUUGUCACUGGAGCUGGUGCUGCUGCGAGAAGACCCGGCACGUGCCAAGGCAUUGCAGUCGGUACGCAGUCUCGAGACCCUUCCGGAACCGCUGUGCCAAGAUCGGGACAUCGUUCUGGCCGCCGUGAGAAAUACGGGGUUUGCAAUCCUCCAUGCGGCGCCGGAGCUGCGCGCAGACCGGGAGAUUGCCUUGACUUCGGUCAGGGACCGUGGCUUCGUGCUUCGGUAUCUAGACGACUCCCUCAAGGCUGACAGAGAAAUCGUGAUGGCCGCAGUGGCAAAUGAUGCCUUUGCCGUACGCCAUGCCGCGGAGCCAUUGAAGGCAGACCGCGAGGUGGCCCUGAGCGCCGUGACAACCCACGGAUCAGCGGUGCAAUAUGUCAGUGCGACAUUAGCAGAGGACCGAGAAAUAGCCUUGGCUGCAGUGAAGAGCAGUGGUGCAGCUCUAAGAUACUUGGCACCGCCUUUUCGCAAAGACCGGGAAGUGGUGCUCGCUGCCGUUUGCAGUUAUGGCCAGGCAUUGAAGUUUGUCCUUGAUGAAGACCUGAAGCGUGAUCCGGAGAUUGCACUCACAGCAGUGAAAUCGGAUUUCGUGGCGUUUCAGCACGUGGCACCGGAGCUCGCGCAGACCAAUCCCCUCAUUGCACUUGCGGCGGUCAAGCAGAGUGCAAAAAUCUUCAAAAGCCUGCCGGAUUCGGUGAAAUCAGAUCGAGAGGUGGCGCUGGCAGCUGUCAGCAACGAUGGCUUCCUGCUGAACCGAAUCAACGAGCACCUGCAGAUUGAUCGUGACAUCGUGCUGGCGGCGGUGAGCAACAGUGCUGUGCUGGGCUAUGCAUGCCCAGAAAUGCGUGACGAUCGCGAAGUGGUAAUGGCUGCUGUGCGUCAGGAGGGGACCAUGCUGCAGUAUGCUUCAGGCAGCCUGAAGUCCGACGCAGAAGUUGUCCUUGCGGCAGUGAAGCAGAAUGGCUUCGCCGUCGUCUACGCAGAUAGACAGCUUCGCAGUCGGCGCGAUGUCUUCCUUGAAGCCGUCCGCAGCAGCGGAUCUGUGCUGCAGUGGGCAGCGCCCGAAUUCCGGGAGGAUUUGCAGAUUGCUUGUGCUGCUGUGGCCAGCAACCCUUCUGCCGUAAUGUUUGUUGCAGAGGACUUGAAGCAAAAGCGUAGGUUCUGGCUGGCUGCCUUACGUCGCAAUGCGGCCGUGGCGGAGUUCCUUCCCAAACGAUUUCGUCGUGACCAAGGCCUUCGCUUGCUGCUCAGAUCAACACGCUCUGCGCACCUGAGAUGUAGCGGAAGGAGGGUCCACGCAAAGCGGACGCGGCGCAAAACGGGAUUGCUGCCAGAGUGCAUGUGGACUUGUCGUCCGUGGCGGCCUGGUGAGCUGAAGGCCUACAAAAAACUCGAUUCGGAGAAGGGCGACUUGGAGGCGAAGCUCCGAUCAGCAGGUGGGAGGGCGCUGCCUCCACAGGUUGUGGCCAAAGUCCAAUCCGCCAUCGCAGCAGGCCGCACCAAGACCCUGCGCUGUCAGCAUGUCUUCCACAAAGACUGCAUCCAGGAGAUGCGCAGGUACUGCAAGAGCGACGAUGAUUGUCCGCUCUGCAGAUUGUCAUCUUACUCGUCCAGCGAAGGUGGGUCGGCAAGAAUGAUGCUUGAGCGGAGUGGACAAGCAUGGCUGCAAGGCGAGGUGGAACUGAGUGUGAGCAUGCUUCACGCUGCUGUGCGGAGAGACCCGCACAACGCGAUUGCCUGUGCACAUCUCAGCAACCACUACAGAAAGGGCAUCGGCGUCGACAAGGAUCUCGUCAAAGCGAAGCUUUAUGAAGAGCAAGUUCUUGGCGCCCUUGGAAAGGACAAAGCGAGCGAUCCAGCUCCAAGCAAGAGGAGGAACAAGGCAAAGCACAGCAUCAGGACACAACAAGCAGACAAGACACACCCAUCAGGUCGUCAUAAGCACAGUCCGCCAACGUCGAGAAGCCCCUUCACGAGGCCCAGAUCCAAGCGAUCGAGCCGAAGCCCAGGUCGGAAGAGGAAGGAGACCUUCUUUGCCGCCAGGCCAAAGGCUGCGGCAAAGCGCAGUAGACGGGAAUCGGAAGGUGGAAAAGAAGACACAGCCAGGAGGGCUGGGGUCGUGCCAUCGGGAAGCCGGGAUCCGGAUGCAGAUGGAGAUGUGCUCGAGUCCUCUGCUGCGGCUUCGCUGGUGGCUUCACGAGUUGAGGCUCCGUCCGGGGCUUCUCCGGAGGAAUCCCUGGAGCAGCCUGCUUCCGCAGCGGCCGCCACCCCCCGAUCUCCGUCCUCGAAAGAUGGCGACGUGGACUCGAAGGAGAAGUUGCUGAGCAGGCUGCAGGGGUUAUUCGAGGAGAUCUCGAGUGGGUCGCAGGACGAGGCGGAGGCGGAGGCCGAAGCGCCGACGGAGGAGUCCACGAAAUGGAAGCUGCACGACAGCCCUCCCCUCGUCCCAGUCCCAGAGGAGGCCGAGGAGGCCGAGGAGCCGGAAGCGGAGCCAGCGGAGCUAGCGGAGCCAGCGGAGCCUUGCGAGGCUCCGGCUCCUGUGGCUCCUGUGGCUCCUCGGCCGAGCCGGCGACGGCCACGACCCAGCACACGCGGGCCGGAGCCAGUAGAGCCCCCGCCAAAGCCCCUGCAGCCCGCAGAGCCCGCAGAGCCCGCGGAGCACGCGGAGCCCGCGGAGCACACGGAGCCGGAGCGCGUGCGCACCACUGGCCCUUCCGACCCAGAGUCGGCGCUCCCCUCGAAGGCUCCUCAAAAAAAUUCCUUCGCAGAGACCGCGGAGCCACACGACAAAAACAGAAGCAAGGGCUUCCGGAUCCCCGUUGAGGGGGUGUUGGUUCUCAAGAAUCAGAACUACGGUGCUGCGAUCGUCACAGUGCCUACCGCGAGAGUGCGGCAGGCCAUGGUGGACGCUUGUCAGAGGGUGACGAUUCAAGACGAGAAAGUCAAGGUGAGCGCUUAUGAAAAGCAGGACACUGCUCUCUAUGUCUACUGGUCGAAGCAGGAUGGCAGUGCUUCCAAGCUGCCGCAAACAGCGCUCGAAGAGUAUUUUCGCAGCAAGUACAACCAGGCCGUGCUGGAGGAGCAAUUCCGAGAGUGGUUGCGCGGCCUUGACAAAGGCAGAGGAGUUCUCCUGCAGUACUUCCCAGCGCUGAAGCAGAAGUUCAAAGCCGACACCUCACGGCUCCUCUCGAUGAAAGUCGGUGGUGCUGGCAGUGCUGGCGUUAGAGCCAUCGACCCUGCCUUGUGGGACAUGUGCGAGAUCAAGCCUCUGGGGCAUCGUGCCAUGUUUUCUCGUGGCAUUUGUGAGCUGGCAGACCAACUGCCGGAAAGUGCUCUGAAGCAACAGCGAGUGUCAGUCAUGAGCCUGUGGUUCUCAUUGCAUGUUCCCCGUCUCAGCGGGCACCUGCCAGUUGUGAUCGUGAGCCGUGCGGUUUUCUACAUGGUCGCAGGCAAGAAGCAAGUGGCGGUGGAAAUUCAACAGCAGCUACCGCAGGUGUUGGAAGAGGUCAUGCGAAGCAAGGCAGCAGAGCUGCAAAAGUUGCUGGAUAAAGGAUCGCAGGAGUGGAAAGAGAAGUACGCUAUCGAGUGUGACAGAAGACGCAAGUUGCACAACCUGGUGCAGGAAUUGAAAGGCAACAUCCGUGUGUACUGCCGGGUUCGACCGAUGACAGAGACAAGGGCAGCCCACGGCUGCUGCAUCAGCUUUCCAGGACCAGAUGAGAUCCAGAUCAGCAAUGCAGACAUGGGCACCAAGAAGAGCUUCCAGUUCAACGAGAUCUAUCGACAAAACUCGAGUCAGGAAGAUCUCUUCACUGGAAUCCGGGAUUUAGUUGUCUCGAUGCUGGAUGGUUACAACGUCUGCAUGUUUGCCUACGGUCAGACGGGCUCUGGCAAAACGCACUCCAUGCAGGGGACAAGGGACAAUCCUGGCGUUUACACGCGAACCUUCAACGAGCUCUUCAAGGUGGCCAAAGAAAGGACUGGCUGGAAGAUUGAGCUCAAGGGUGCCUGCGUGGAGAUCUACAACGAGGAGAUUCGAGACCUCCUUCUCGGGCCCGGCGACAAGAAGCAGAAGCUUCAGGCGACUUUGGCGGCUUUGGCUGUCCGGCAGGGCAAGGAAGGGAACUACGUGCCCGGAUUGACGAUGCAGCCGGUGAACAACGCCGAGGAAGUUGAGAUGCUGCUUAGCACGGCUCAGACGAAUCGAACGGUUGCUGCCACGGACAUGAAUCUGCACUCAUCUCGUUCGCACCUUGCUGCCCUGAUCCGAGAUUGCGUCAGUGUAGCGGGCAUAGCAUGCCGACCAGACACCGAGCCUCAAUUGUUAGCGGGGGUCCCGAAGGUCCAAAUCUUGGGGACGAUGACGAAUCCUGACGGCAAGCAGUUCUUGUCGGCCAUUACUCUGGUGCGCCCUGGAUAUCCUUGGAUCUUAAGCGCCAGAAGCGGCAGGGAGGAAGUCUACACUUUGCCUGCGGAGGUGGAUCUGGCAGGCUCCGAGCGUCUGGCCAAGUCUGGCGUUGCGGGAGACCGUGCCAAGGAGGCCAUUGCCAUCAACAAGUCGCUCAGUGCACUGGGAGAUGUCAUCGCCGCACGGGCGCAGAAGCAGGGCCACACGCCUUAUCGAAACUCGGUGCUUACACACUUCCUUCAGGACUCCUUGGGCGGGGACUCCAAGACAUUGAUGCUGCUUCAGCUGAAUCCUUGCGGCAGCCAUGUCGAGGCCAUGAUGCCCUCAGGCAUCCCUGAAUAUGCCCCAGUCCUUUCCGAGAAGGAGGCGACAGAGGCUUUGAAGAAGUUUGUGAAGAAGAACCGGACUCCCAAAGACCGGGCGAAAUUCAUGAGCACCCCAACGCCGAUGCCACCCCCAGAGGAGGCUGGUGAGCUCCGUCCUGACGAGCGACGGCCAGAACCCUCAAUGACCCUGCCUGGAACGAUGCCAGGCCUUGCCGAUGCAGAUGCAUCCAUGAAGAAGCUGGUGAAGUUUGACAUCUUUGACUCCAUAGACGAGGAGCGCAUUAAGGACUUCGAGGCGGCCGCCGAGCGAAGCAAAGCGCAGUCGAAUUACAAGGAGUACAAAGCCAAGAACAAGAAGGCUGCCUUUCUUCAGCUUGCAAAUUGCAAUUCGUGGUGA
Messenger RNA from Symbiodinium sp. CCMP2456, 6240 nucleotides. NCBI's taxonomy places the organism in Eukaryota, Dinophyceae, Suessiales, Symbiodiniaceae. The record is from the annotation of a GenBank genome assembly.